AUGAUGAAUAAGAGAAAUACGGUAGAUCUGUCGAAGAAUUUGUUAGUGGAAAUACUCUCUAGGGUUCCGGCGAUAUCUCUGGCACAAUUCCGAUCUAUAUCCAAAGGAUGGAACGCUCUGGUCAAAGAUGAAAUACUUUCGAAGAAGCACUCUGCUCUAAGGCAAUCUCUGGCUAUCAUGUUGAUUAAUUUUAGGGUUUAUUUAGUGAGUGUUGAUUUCCGUGGGACUCAAGAAAACAAUGUUGCUCCAUCUAGAAAGCUUACAAGACAAUUUAGCCUAAAAGAUCCACUUUCUGAUUCUUCAGAAGAAGUUGAUAUAUGCAACGUCUUUCACUGUGACGGCUUAUUGUUAUUAAUCACUAAGGGCGGUCAAUUUCUGGUUUGUAAUCCGGUUUCAGGGGAAACCAAGUGGAUCCAACCUAGAAACCCUAAAAAAAAAUAUGAUAUCUUUUCUCUUAGUUAAGAUAGCAAAUCGUCUUGUUACAAAAUCAUAAAGAUGGAUCGAUUUGUCGGUGGUAGUGAUGCUGGUGUAUUUCUUACUGAUUAUGAAAUCUAUGACUUUACCUCUAACUCAAUCUAUGACUUUACCUCUAAUUCAAUCUAUGACUUUACCUCUAACUCCUGGAGUGUUGUUGCUGUGACUACCAAGUGGUACGUACCAUAG
Messenger RNA from Eutrema salsugineum, 663 nucleotides. Its product is annotated as putative F-box protein At3g21130. NCBI's taxonomy places the organism in Eukaryota, Viridiplantae, Streptophyta, Magnoliopsida, Brassicales, Brassicaceae. Gene Ontology annotation, molecular function: protein binding. The record is from RefSeq and is a predicted model, not a curated record.